Molecule: messenger RNA, 1531 nt
Organism: Cuculus canorus (common cuckoo)
Lineage: Eukaryota; Metazoa; Chordata; Aves; Cuculiformes; Cuculidae
Product: adenine phosphoribosyltransferase-like
Exons: 6
Coding region: 502-1323 (273 amino acids)
Molecular function (GO): adenine phosphoribosyltransferase activity
Source: RefSeq, a predicted model, not a curated record
CCUGCAACUCCGGAUGGUGUCCAUGGAUGCUCCCUGUGGCCCUACUUCACAGAUGUCCCUUGCAACCCCACGUCCUGUCCCACGGAAGCCCUCUGCAGCCCCGUGUCUUGACCCACGGAUGCUCCCCGCAGCCUCACAUCCCACCCCAUGGAUGCUCCCUGCAGUCCUCAUCCCUGUCCCACCUCGGGGACACCCCAUGGUGCCCAGGCAGGGCUGGCAGCUUCCGACGGUCCCAGCGCGGCUGCCAGGUCUCACUCCCCUUGGCUGCCUCCCAUGGAGCCCAUUGACAGCCCGGGCACGGAUCUGGGCAGCCGAGGAAUCCGGUGCUUGGCAGGGCAGGAUGGUACCCACACCCCCUGACGAGGACGUGUGCAGCCUCAGAAAGUCUCCGUGCUGCCCAGGACCAUGAAGUUGCCCCCUGAGCACCAUCCUGCCUUGCUGGCUCUUCCACCCAUGGGAUGCUGAGGGCACCGUGCCGCUCCCUGGCACCGUUGGGUGCUGAUGACACCCACACGGGGUGCAAACACCACCGGCCGGGGUGGCAGCGUGUGCUGGGGACGUGCUGGCAGGGCACUUGCCUGGCUCCAGCCCAGGUCCCGGCUGGCCGAGGGUGCUGGCGGGCGCCCAGCACCGCGGUGCUGCCCCUGCUCAGCUGUCGCUGUCGGUGACACUCCCCGUGACGGUCCCGCUCGGCUCAGCCACACCGUCAACACCCCGCGCCUGCAGUCCCUGCGCAUGGACCUGUGCCACGUCCCCGGCACCCGGGAGAAGGGCUGGUACCUGGCGCUGAUGGCCCCCAACGUCAAGGGUCCCAACUAUGCCUGGCUGGACCCUUCGCGCCUCUACUGCCACCCGCAAGGCUUGCAGGACUGCGUGGCUGAGCUGCUGCAGCCCUUCCAGGGUGACGCCAUCGACAUGGUAGCUGGCAUCGACGCCAUGGGCUUCAUCCUGGGCGCUGCCGCCGCUGCCACGCUGCGGAAAGGCUUCCUCGCCAUCCGGAAAGUCGGGCAUCUCUGCGUGCAGACGGUGACGCAGCCCUACACCGAUUAUUCAGGCCGAGAGAAGGUGAUGGAGGUCCGCACCGAUGCCAUCUCACCAGGGCUGCGCAUCCUCCUUGUGGACCAAUGGGUGGAAACUGGGGGCACCAUGCGAGCGGCCAUCCAGCUGGUGGAGCGGCUGGGGGGGGUCGUGGCAGGCGUCGCUGCCAUCUGCAUCGAGGACAGCGAGGGCGCGCGGUGGAUCCGGGAGCGCUAUAAAUGUGCCCACUGCGUCCCCCCACAACUGCAGCCCCGCUUCGACCAGCACCAGCUGGGCUGGGACUGAUGGGGGGGCAGCACCCUGCUUGUCCCGGGGUGCAGGACUGCUGGCUCUGGGGGGCAGGGAUGCCCACGACACCUACCGCUCCCUUUGGCUGUCACCUCCCAGAGAUGUUACCCCUCCUCGGGGGCAGCCACCCCCCGUCCUGACUUCAUUCCCCCACCGCCUGCCUGUGAGUCUCGGGGGGCAGAGGAGCUGCAGCCAGCCCUGACCC